GAUGACAGUGAAGAGGAUCUACAGGAGGAUAUAUACGGUCGAACCAUAAAUAGAAGGACUGGUCAAAUUAUUGGAGCAGAUCCGAAGGCUGCCUUGAAGAAGUUAGAGGACCUUGAUACCAAAAAUGGUGAUAGCGAAUCAAAGAAGGAAAUCGAACGUGUGCUCAUGGGGACAAUUAAUAGGUUAUCGGAGGGUACAUUGGUGAGAAGUUACCACAUAGUUUCCGAUUAUUGGCAACACCAUUCGAAGAACGCAGCAUACUUCAUUGAGAUGCUUCUGCGUGAACUCAUUGGGGAAAUUUCUAAGACACCGAAUGGUGAUGACAAGAAACUCGAGAAUAGCGUGGUGUUUCUUGCACAUCUGCUCCAUUUUCGGAGCCUCUUUACUCCGAGAGCACCUAUGUUUUCUGGCUUUUCUUACAACAAAACCGACUCUCCUAUUUAA
Messenger RNA from Strongylus vulgaris, 444 nucleotides. Lineage: Eukaryota; Metazoa; Nematoda; Chromadorea; Rhabditida; Strongylidae. The record is from the annotation of a GenBank genome assembly.